UGGCAAUUCGUUUGUAGCAAGUGAUUUGCGUUUAGUGUCAUAGUAUUUUCCGAAAAGUAAUGAUGGGGAAGGAAGAGACAAAAAUCACCGAAGCAAGUGUUAAAUUUCAGUACCUUGCCGCAUUAGUAGUGAAUAUGUUAACAGUCGGAUAUGGGGUCACAAGCGGUUGGAGUAGUCCUAGUAUUUUGCUUCUAAAAUCGGAUGAAUCUCCGUUGCCAACUGGAAAGAUUACAACGGAAGAGUCGUCGUGGAUUGCUUCACUUAUUUCAAUUGGUGCAUUGAUCGGAAAUAUAGUAUGCGGAUAUGCUUCAAACAAAUUUGGUCGAAAACUUCCAUUGCUUUUUCUCACGAUUCCAACUAUUAUUGGCUGGACACUCGUUUUAUUCGCGAAAAACGUCUUUUACCUUUACGCGUCUCGAGCAUUGAAUGGAUUUGUCGGCGGCGGAGUUUUUGUGAUAAUUCCAACAUUCUUGUCGGAAAUCGCAGUUGAUCGUGUACGUGGAUCACUCGGCUCUACUCUGGCGUUAGCGUGGAACGUGGGCAUACUGCUGGCAUUUACAUUUGGAAACUAUCUUGAUUUUAACGCUACUCCAAAGUUUGUAAUUGCGUUGAUGAUUUUGACCGCUGUUUUGCUCUGUUUCUUCCCCGAAUCACCGACAUUUCUUUACAAACAAAAUAAAAUACUUGAAGCCGAAAAAUCGAUUCGUUUUUAUCAAAAUUUAACGGGAAAAGCGAACGACUAUGAAUUGCUUCAAAUUGAACUGAAUAAAUUGAAAACCAUGAUCGGAAAUGUUGAGAAAAAUGAAAGCAACAGUAAAUUGAGUUGGUCUGAUUUGUUAAAUGGGCCUGGUAAAAAAGCUAUGAUGAUCGGAAUCGUUUUGUCACUAUUGAAUCAGUUUUGUGGUUGUUUUGCGAUGUUAAACUAUACGGCAAAUAUUUUCAAAGAAGCUGGUUCGAGCGUGUCUCCGAAUAAAUCGGCGAUUGUGGUGGGUGUAAUAAAACUCAUUGGCUCAUACAUAUCAACGAAUCUAGUUGAUCGAGCUGGCAGAAAGUUUUUGUUUAUAGUGUCAUCAAUUGGGAUUGCUUUGGGUUUAAGCACGCUUGGAGUGUAUAUGCUGUUAAAAACACGAGGCUAUCCCAUUGAAGCAUACAAUUGGAUUCCUCUCGUUAGUUUUUCAUUUGUGAUUUUCAUUGCAAAUUGGGCGGUUCUUACGCUCACCUUCUUGGUUAUCUCCGAAAUUAUGCCGGAAAAUUUGAAAAGUUUCGGCUCAUCAUUUUGCAUGGUUCUCUUGUGGACGUCUUCGUUCUUCGUUAUCAAAUUCUUGCCUCUUAUGACGGAAACACUUGAAAUACACGGCACAAUGUUUCUAUUUAGUGGACUUUGUUUAUGCGGAACUACUUUCAUUGUUUUUUAUAUGCCAGAGACCAAAGGAAGGAGCUACGUUGAAAUCAUGAAAUUACUCGAAUAAAAGUGAGAGAUUUGAUUAUAUACAUCACUUAAAAAUGAAAAUAAAAUAAAAAACAAGAAAAAAUGAAACGAA
This is a messenger RNA of Contarinia nasturtii (swede midge), 1541 nucleotides long. RefSeq names its product facilitated trehalose transporter Tret1-like. Bases 60 to 1469 code for a protein of 469 amino acids. The record is from RefSeq and is a predicted model, not a curated record. Gene Ontology annotation, cellular component: membrane. Gene Ontology annotation, molecular function: sugar transmembrane transporter activity. The transcript is spliced from 7 exons. NCBI's taxonomy places the organism in Eukaryota, Metazoa, Arthropoda, Insecta, Diptera, Cecidomyiidae. Gene Ontology annotation, biological process: transmembrane transport; carbohydrate transport.